AUGUCUGCGCCUCUAUUUCCUCCGCGUUUGGCAUCUCAUUUUGCUCCUGGCACGCCGUCGGCGCCUGGAACACCUGUGCACUCCAUCUCUACGAUCCGUAGAAAGGCAGCAGGCCAUCAUGGGCCUCUGACCAAGAUUCUCGUCGCAAACCGUGGUGAAAUCGCGAUACGCGUUUUCAGAACGUCACAUGAGCUCGCGAUGCACACUGUUGCCAUUUACUCGUACGAGGACAGAAUGUCUGCUCAUAGACAAAAGGCGGACGAAGCGUACCAGGUCGGCAAAGGAUUGACCCCGGUUGCUGCAUAUCUCGCACAAGACGACAUUAUCCGCAUCGCUCUCGAGCAUGGCGUCGACAUGAUCCAUCCAGGCUAUGGCUUCCUCUCCGAGAAUGCAGAGUUUGCGCGCAAGGUUGAGCAAGCCGGACUUGCCUUCGUCGGUCCGUCUCCGGAAGUCAUCGAUGCCCUAGGCGAUAAGACAAAGGCAAGGACUAUUGCGAUGAAGAUCGGAGUCCCCGUCGUUCCAGGAACACCUGGCCCCGUCGGAUCGUAUGAAGAGGGCGCGUCGUUCAUCGAAGAGUAUGGCUUCCCAGUGAUCAUCAAGGCCGCCAUGGGUGGAGGUGGUCGUGGUAUGCGUGUCGUUCGUGAACAAACAGAGUUCAAGGACGCCUUUACUCGCGCCGUCAGCGAAGCAAAGUCGGCCUUUGGAGACGGUACCGUCUUUAUCGAACGCUUCCUCGACAAGCCCAGACAUAUCGAGGUGCAAUUGCUCGCAGAUGGUCAAGGAAACUACGUACAUCUCUUUGAACGUGAUUGCUCCGUUCAGCGAAGGCACCAAAAGGUGGUCGAAGUCGCCCCCGCAACGAAUCUGCCAGAAGAUGUCCGACAGGCUAUCCUGAGUGAUGCACUAAAGCUCGCUGAGAGUGUCCAAUAUCGCAACGCAGGUACUGCAGAGUUCCUGGUGGACCAGAUGGGUCGCCACUACUUUAUCGAGAUCAACCCUCGUAUUCAGGUCGAGCACACCAUCACGGAGGAAAUCACGGGUAUCGAUAUCGUCGCCGCCCAGAUUCAGAUUGCUGCUGGUGCAACGCUCCCCCAACUCGGCCUUACGCAAGAGAAUAUCACAAAGCGCGGAUAUGCCAUCCAGUGUCGUGUCACCACUGAGAACGCGGCGGCAAACUUCCAGCCAGACACCGGCAAAAUUGAGGUCUAUCGUAGCGCGGGUGGCAAUGGUGUCCGACUUGACGCUAGUUCCGGUUUUGCAGGUGCCCAGAUUACGCCUCACUAUGAUAGUUUGCUCGUCAAGGUGACCGUUUCCGGAACGACAUACGAGGUCGCUCGUAGAAAGAUGCUUCGUGCAUUGGUCGAAUUCCGUAUCCGGGGUGUCAAGACCAAUAUUCCAUUCUUGUUCCGACUCUUGACCCACGACGUGUUCAUUGGAGGGCGAACGUGGACUACGUUCAUCGAUGAUACUCCUGACCUUUUCAAGCUGGUUCAGACUCAGAACCGCGCUCAGAAGCUUCUUGCCUAUCUCGGAGAUUUGGCUGUCAACGGAAGUUCGAUCAAAGGUCAAAUGGGUGAACCGGGCCUCAAGACGGAUGUGGUUAUUCCCACACUACAGGAUCGCACCGAUCCAGAGAAUGGUCCGCCGCUCGACACCUCGGUUCCCUGCGAGGUUGGGUGGCGCAACAUUAUCGUCAACCAGGGACCAGAGGCGUUUGCGAAAGCUGUUCGCCAAUAUCCUGGAACGCUCAUCAUGGACACGACCUGGCGCGAUGCCCAUCAGUCGCUGCUCGCCACUCGUCUCCGUACGAUUGAUAUGGUCAACAUUGCAAAGGAGACGAGCUGGGCUUUGGCAAACGCAUACUCCCUUGAAUGCUGGGGUGGUGCAACCUUUGACGUCGCAAUGCGUUUCCUCUACGAAGAUCCAUGGGAGCGCCUCAGGACUCUUAGGAAGCUUGUUCCCAACAUUCCCCUGCAGGCCCUUGUCCGUGGCGCAAACGCAGUCGGAUAUACCAGCUACCCGGAUAAUGCAAUCUACGACUUCUGCAAGAAGGCAGUCGAGAAUGGUCUUGACAUCUUCCGUGUGUUUGACUCACUAAACUACAUCGGUGAAAAACGUAUGUCGAGCAUAAAGAUGAAACUCGGCAUCGACGCGGCCAAGAAGGCUGGUGGUGUCUGCGAGGCGGUUGUUUGCUACAGUGGAGAUGUCGCCGAUCAGAACAAGAAGAAGUACACUCUAGAGUACUAUCUCGACUUUGUGGACCAACUCGUCGCCGAAGGAAUUCAUGUGCUCGGUAUCAAGGAUAUGGCUGGUUUGAUGAAGCCAAUGGCCGCCACUCUUCUCAUUGGUGCCAUUCGCAAGAAGUAUCCUGAUCUCCCAAUCCACGUCCACUCUCACGAUACUGCUGGUAUUGCAGCUGCGACGAUGAUUGCAGCCGCCGUUGCCGGAGCUGACGUCGUCGACGUGGCCAUUGAUAGCAUGUCUGGUGUGACCUCCCAGCCUUCGAUGGGUGCCGUUUGCAUGGCACUUGAGCAGACUACACUCGGAACUGGCAUUCGCUACGCCGAUAUUCAGGCAUUGAAUCUCUACUGGAGCCAAGUCAGACAACUUUACAGCUGCUUCGAGGCAAACGUGCGUGCUUCGGACUCUAGUGUGUUUGCACACGAGAUGCCUGGUGGUCAAUAUACAAACUUGAUGUUCCAAGCUUCUCAGCUUGGCCUUGGCACACAAUGGUCGGAGAUUAAGAAGAAAUACAUUGAAGCGAAUCAACUCUGUGGCGAUAUUAUCAAAGUCACCCCGUCCUCCAAGGUUGUCGGCGACUUUGCUCAGUGGAUGACUUCAAACAACCUAACUGCUGAGCAAGUCAAGGCUCAAGCAGAGAAUCUAGACUUCCCGUCGUCUGUCGUCGAGUUCUUCCAAGGAUAUCUCGGUCAACCUUAUGGCGGUUUCCCCGAACCACUCCGCACGCACAUUAUCCGCGACAAGCCACGUAUUGAUGGUCGACCGGGCGCCAACCUUCCACCAAUGGACUUCAGGAAGAUGAAGGCAGAUCUCAGAGCCAAGUUUGGCAAACACAUUACCGAUGUCGAUGUCAUGUCAUACGCGAUGUACCCCAAGGUAUUCGAGGAGUAUCAAGGCUUUGUAGAGAAGUUUGGUGACCUCAGCGUCAUUCCAACCCGCUACUUCCUGGGUCGCCCUGAUAUUGGCGAGGAGAUGCACAUCUCGAUUGAGAAGGGCAAGAUGCUCAUCAUCCGCUUGAUGGCAAUUGGUUCGGUCACAGAGGGCAAGGGAACCCGUGAUGUCUGGUUCGAGGUCAAUGGUGAAGUCCGUGCCGUCCCGGUAGAGGAUCGCUCGGCAGCCGUCGAAACUGUAUCCAGAGAGCGAGCUACAACGGAUCCUGGCUCGGUCGGUGCACCGAUGUCUGGUGUUGUUGUCGAAGUUCGCGUCAAGGAAGGCCAGGAGGUUAAAAAGGGCGAUAUUCUCUGUAUCCAGAGCGCGAUGAAGAUGGAGAGCGCCGUCUCUGCUCCUGUUUCUGGACAUGUCAAGCGGGUAGUUGUCCACGAAGGCGAUUCCCUCAACCAAGGAGACCUCGUUGUAGAAAUAGUGCAUUAG
Serendipita indica DSM 11827 is the source of this 3612-nucleotide messenger RNA. The record is from the annotation of a GenBank genome assembly. Lineage: Eukaryota; Fungi; Basidiomycota; Agaricomycetes; Sebacinales; Serendipitaceae.